GCCGCCUUGAAGUUUUCGGACGUUAUGGGUGAAUAGUUUUUAGUGACAAUGUUGAAUUAUUUAAAACUAUGUGAUUAUAAACAAUGGCACAAAUGAGUGAACUUAGAUUUUCAUUUUCGAAUCAGGUAUUUGUCGUGAUUGGAAUCCUGAGCACAUUGUUAAGCAAUGGCCUGGGUAUUGGCUUUCUACCCAUUAUUGUAUCGGACGAAAUAAAUGGAUCAAAUCACAAACUCCUUGAUGAACAAUCUCUAAGUUACUUAGAGGCUGCUGGAGAGCUGGCUUUUAUCGCAUCAAUCCUGAUUAUUCCUCUCACGAUGCAAAAAAAGGGAAGAAAAGUGGCAAAUAUUGUGACGAUAAUGCCAGCCUUUCUGGGCUGGGUCUUGAGCUUCAACGCGGGGAAAUUCUUCAGCCUUGUCAUCAUCAAUGCUUUACAUAACAUAUCGCUGGGCGGAGCCGUCUCCAUCAGCAGUACAUUAAUGUCAGAAUUUUGCAGCUUCAAAUACACAGGGCUAUUUUUCAUGAUAGAAAUAGCGAUGAUAACUCUCGGUAUAUUACUGUGUCACAUCUGUAAUGUGGGUAUUUCGCCGAAACAGUAAAUUUUCUGUGUC
Molecule: messenger RNA, 608 nt
Organism: Ostrinia furnacalis (Asian corn borer)
Lineage: Eukaryota; Metazoa; Arthropoda; Insecta; Lepidoptera; Crambidae
Exons: 3
Coding region: 84-596 (170 amino acids)
Biological process (GO): transmembrane transport
Cellular component (GO): membrane
Molecular function (GO): transmembrane transporter activity
Source: RefSeq, a predicted model, not a curated record